Messenger RNA from Coregonus clupeaformis (lake whitefish), 3368 nucleotides. Its product is annotated as nectin-4. The record is from RefSeq and is a predicted model, not a curated record. The transcript is spliced from 12 exons. Lineage: Eukaryota; Metazoa; Chordata; Actinopteri; Salmoniformes; Salmonidae. Gene Ontology annotation, biological process: homophilic cell-cell adhesion; heterophilic cell-cell adhesion. Bases 673 to 2505 code for a protein of 610 amino acids. Gene Ontology annotation, cellular component: adherens junction.
CGGAGCUUACAACUCUUUUUCAUCCACAGCUUCUGAAAUUACCACACCUAUGUAGAUGUCAAGCAAUGAAACUAUUCAUUUUCUGAUGCAUAAAGGGAUAGAUGUAGAUCAUGAUGUAUUGUAGCAAGGAUACACCUAUCGUGCAAGAGGUAAAAAUAAGUUUGUUGUUCUAACUAAACUGGAAAGGUGACUUCCGAGGUGUGUGUGUCAGAGAGAAAGAGCGCUUGCAACAGGUGUAUCCAAGAAAACAGGUAGGCUGAACCACUCCUACUUUUGAGAAGCCAGAAUAUGGUGUGAAAGAAACAGAACAUACUUUGUUUAUUUCAUUAGCCAUAAAUUAUUAUUUUGCCAAAAAGGAAUAGGCAACAAGUUUCGCACGGAGGGAGAGCAACUUUCCAAAGGAUUUAUUGGAAUAAGAUGAGCCAACAACAGCAUACAACAUAUUAUUGAAUCAUAAACUUUGGCUAUACCUAAGAUCAAUACUACUUUUAGACUUCUUUACACUCUUGUCUUGGAUUUGGAAUUGGAUGAAAGAAAGUUGACCGAGGUUGAGCUGAACUUCUUGGACUAAUGUCCUGACUGAUUCCAGCGUUGGACUAGACCACACACCUUUAACUGUAUUCAGGACUAUCAAGGAGCAGUCGGGCGGACCACUCCACCGAACCGGGGAGAAUGACACUGCUGCUGUGGAUCCUUGGGAGUUUCAUUGCUGUGGUGCAGGGGGACUUUGUGGAGCCCUCUCCCCUGUUCUCGAUGCGCUCCUUGACCGAGGUUGAGACCCGGCUGCCCUGCCGGUUCAAGGUGGAAGUGGGCCAGGUGGUGGUUCAGGUCACCUGGACCAAGGAGAAAGCAGAUGGUACCAAGGACCAGAUGAUCACAGUUCACCACACUGCCGGACACACAGAGUUUGGUCAGUACUCGGGGCGUGUGCGGUUCGGCAGCAGUGAGCCCACGGUGGACUCGUCUCUGAUCAUCAUGAACACUGUGGAGUCAGACGAGGGCAGGUACAACUGUCACAUCAGCACCUUCCCCUCUGGGAACUUUGAACGACAGCUGUCACUCACCGUGUGGACCACACCCAUCUCCUCCCUGGACCCCGUGGUCCUUGUCGAGGGCCAGUCCUACCGAUUGGCCGCCUCCUGCCGCUCCGUGGCCCGCCCCCUCCCCAGCCUCUCCUGGGACACGGACCUGACGGGCAGUUCACAGAACAGGAGCUCGGUGGGUAGGUCAGUCUCCAUUCACUACUCGCUGCACCCCCUGAGGAGUAUGAACGGGAAGAGGCUGGACUGUCUGGUGUGGCACCCGACUCUGGAGGGACCCCGCAGGAUCACCAACAACCUGGUGGUGCACUAUCCUCCCAAUGCAGAGAUCUCAGGGUUUGAUCAGAACUGGUAUGCUGGUCUGGAGGGAGCUGUCCUCAGCUGUGUCAGUGGAGGAAACCCCAAACCACAGAGUUUCACCUGGACAAGGAAGGGUGGAGACUUACCAGAGGGCGUAACGGCAAGAAAUGGAUCCCUGCUGUUUAAUAGGCCCCUCAGCCUGACAGACGCUGGCAUCUACCAAUGUGUGGCCAAUAACAUUGUGGGGGUGGGGAAAGCAGAGGUGGAGAUCACUGUGACAGAGUUGCCUCAGAAUCCGGCGUUGUUCAAUAGUCUCCUGAUGAUCAUAGUGGGAGGGGUGGCCGGAGGACUGCUACUCAUCAUGGUCAUCGUAGUAAUCUCAGUGACCCGUCACCACAAACGCAAAAACAAGAAACUGGAGAAAGAACUGACUGUAAAGAAGGAGGAGAUCAGUACUCUCUCCAGACAGGCCUCUUUCAGGAGAGUCAACUCAGUCAGUACGGAUGCUAGAGGACAGUUCUUUCAGAUGGAGGAGAAUAUCCCUCUCAGAGUGGAGGGGACACUGCGGGCCAGUCUGUCCUCUCUAGGGGAGCAAGGGCACAUCAGGGACAGUCGCUCUACUCUGGUAGGGGGAGGUGGGCUAGACUACCUGGGUCGACCUGUUCUGAACAACUCUUCACGAAGAGGGAGGGAGAGCAGAGCCACAGACAGAGAGGAGAACAGACUUAGGGUGGAGUCAUACGUCCGGAAUAGCACUAUGUCUUUGGAAACCCGUCUCCACCCGCCUAUCCAACCCUCUCCCUUCCCAAUGGAACAAUCCACCAAGCUGCUGAGGUCCCUGAACGGCAGCGCCAUCAUUCCAACAGAGGGGGGUUUACAUGUACGGCACUCCCCUCUCAGCUGCAGCUACCCUCCCGUCACAGACGAAGAGGAGGAGGGUGAAAGUGUGGAGGGAGAGCGGGGGACAAGCCCCAGGAUGAGUCUGAUAGAUCAGGGGAGGUCAGAGGACCAGGACAACAGUUCUCAGAUCUCAGAUGCGGAACGUGGACUCAACCAUCACUUCCAGCAGAACAAUGGAACGUUGAGACCCAAACCCCGGCCCAACGGCAUCCCCCUCACGCCAUCCCCACACGCCUCCCUCAUCCACAAGGCCCAGAUUGUAUAGAGGAGUCCGGGCAAGGGCAGAUGACGCACUAUACGACAAGGACUGGUUGUGACUGUUUGGGAUAGGUGCCCGCCGGUGUGGUGGCAUAACUCAGUGGCAGCCAGUUUACAUCCUUUUCACUUCUGGAGCAUACCUCCACCUUCGCCUCAAGCUCUCAGAGAUGUCUGAUCAGCAGAUAAAGGUUUUGAUUGGUGAACAGAUAAUGCUUCUGAUUGGUGUAGAGAUACAAAUAAGUAACACAUAUGUAUCACAGGAGAGGAGCUGGACAUGUCAAAUAAAAAGCUUAUGAAUGUCAGGUUGGACAUAGACCAAAGUAGUCAUAACAUUGUACUGUAUAUAAUAUCACAGCAAUAACGAUCACUCCAGGAAGCAUCAAGAGGACAUUUACAUGAUUUUGUACCCUAAAAAGACUCCACCACGCAUUUUGUAUUGUAUUUUAUUAUUAUUUUUGAAGACAUGAUGACAGGACACUGUAACUGAGAUACAGUAUUUGAAUAUCAACUAAUGCAGUGACUCCUAACUGAACUCAGAGAAGAGGCAUUCAGCAGAAGCACAAAUAGCGCCUGCCUGUUGUGUUGGUGAACUUUCACCCUCCUUUCCUCUGGAUGAGGGGAUACAACACAUAUUGUUCUGUUCACCCUAAAAUGGAGUCCAUCUUUCUGACUUUAAGUGUGGCAGGAGUUUAUCUAGAUAUACCCCUCCUUGCCAUGAACUUGGGUGUGCACAAACAACAUCACUUUGAACUCGCUAUAGUCUUUGACGCCAAAAGCCAAAGAGACUGCAUUUUAGCAGUGGAAAAAGUACCCAAUUGUCAUACUUGAGUAAAGUAAAGAUACCUUAAUAGAAAAUUACUCAAGUAAAAG